AUGGCUACCGCAGAAUUUGAGAAGACGGAUAUCCUCAAACUAGCCGACCAAGAUGGCCAAUUCCGCCGCAAAGUCUCUCAAUUCCGGAACUUCAUCUCCUCAGAUCCAAGCUCCCCCUUCCCAGCCGAAAAAGACCGCUAUGUCGUCUACAUAAACCUCGGAUGUCCAUGGGCGCACCGAGUCAAUAUCCUGCUGCACCUCAAAGGCCUGACCUCCGUGAUCCCAAUAAUCAUCGUCGACUGCCAGCUCGUUCCAAACGGAUGGUCCUUCACCGGCGACGACUACAGCGCCACAGCCGAUCCAUUGUACGGCUUCAAAUACCUUCGAGAUCUUUACUUAAAAGCGGAUCUCGAGUACACUGGCCGUUACACGGUACCUUGUCUCUGGGACAAGAAGAAUGAAACCAUUAUCAGCAAUGAAAGUUCUGAGAUCCUUCGGAUGCUGUACUCAGAAUUUGAUGCCUUCGUCCCAGAAGACAGGAGAGAGAGUGUCAAGCCAUUGCUCCCGAAGCACCUGCAGAAGGAGAUUGAAGAGAUGAAUGAGUGGGUGUAUAACACUGUGAAUAAUGGGGUUUAUAAAACCGGUUUCGCGACGACACAAGAGGCAUACGACGAACACCUCCAUGUCCUGUUUGCUUCUUUAGAUCGGUUGGAGAAGCAUCUGGAGCAGCCAGGACAUUCGCCGUUUCUGUUCGGUGAGCAUAUUACGGAGGCGGAUAUCAGGCUUUUCACUACGAUGAUCAGAUUUGAUGCUGCUUAUGUUACGAUCUUCAAAUGUAAUUUGAAGAUGAUUCGAUAUGAGUAUCCGAGAUUGCAUGAUUGGUUGCGGAGAGUGUAUUGGGAUGAGGGAGAGGAGUCGAAUUGUGGUGCUUUCAAGAAGACUACGCAUUUCGAUUGUGCGCCGAAUGCCAUCAUUCCAGCUGGCCCACUUCACAAUAUUCUCCUGCCUUGA
This is a messenger RNA of Hyaloscypha bicolor E, 951 nucleotides long. Its product is annotated as glutathione transferase. Lineage: Eukaryota; Fungi; Ascomycota; Leotiomycetes; Helotiales; Hyaloscyphaceae. Gene Ontology annotation, cellular component: cytoplasm. Gene Ontology annotation, molecular function: glutathione transferase activity. The transcript has 4 exons. The record is from RefSeq and is a predicted model, not a curated record. Bases 1 to 951 code for a protein of 316 amino acids.